AUGGCCGGCUUCCGUCUAAUCGAGCUGGCAAAGCCGUUCUUGCCUCUUCUUCCCGAAGUUGAAGUGCCCUACGAAAAAAUAGGGUUUGACGAUAAGGUUGUGUACACCAUCAUUGCGGCGUUGAUCUACCUGUUUGGUCAGUUCCCCCUUGCUGGGGUCUCCAAAGAGGCGUCGGGUGUACUAGACCCCCUAUAUUUCCUGCGUAGUGUGUUCGCGGCGGAACCUAAAACGCUGCUGGAAUUCGGGGUUUUCCCCGUGGUCUCGUCCGCACUCAUCAUGCAGGUGCUGGCCGGGCUUAAGCUGAUUAAGGUCAACUUUAAAAUUCGUCAAGACCGUGAGCUCUUCCAGACUUGCACCAAGUUGUUCGCCCUUUUGCAGUACCUAGUGCUCGCCAAUGUGUUUAUCUUUUCAGGCUACUACGGCACCGAUCUGUCGGUGGUUCAAAUUACAGCGUUGAACGUGCAACUCGUUGUGGCUGGCUUUUUCGUCACCCUCCUCGUCGAGGUUAUUGACAAGGGCUACGGUUUCGCAUCGGGCGCCAUGGCUAUCACCACGGUGACUAUCUCGACAAACUUUGUUGCCGACGUCUUUGGCGUCGGCCAGUUCCCUGUCGACAAUGAGGGUCACACUGAGCCUCAGGGCGCUUUCAUUAACCUGAUACAGUCCUUGCGUGCUUCGCACAAGACAUGGACUGGUGCCAUUGUUGGUGCCUUCAACCGCGACUACCUGCCAAACUUGACCACUGCUUUCUUGGUUUUGGCUUUGGCGGCAAGUAUUUGCUUCCUCACCAAUUUCCGUUUGGAGUUGCCCAUCAGAUCUACCAGAACUAGAGGCGUCAACAACGUGUAUCCUAUUCGCCUCUUCUAUGUUGGUAGCUUGUCCGUUCUUUUCGCCUACGUCAUUUUGUUUUACAUCCAUGUCGGUGCCUUUGUUUUGGUUCAGCUCAUUGCCCACAACAAUCCAUCUUCCAUCAUUUACAAGGUCGUCGGAGGCUACGCUUCUCACAACAACUUACUCUACGUUCCACAAUUCCCAUUGUCCUUGCUGACUCCUCCUAAAUCAUUUGUGGAGUGCAUCACAAGACAGCCUUUAACUCCACUGUUUUUCACCACGUUUUUGGUGAUUACUGGCAUUUGGUUCGCUGGUCUGUGGCAACAAAUCAGCGGGUCCUCUGCUCGUGACAUCAGUGAGCAGUUCAAGGAGCAAGGAAUCACCUUGACCGGUCGCAGAGAGCAGGGCGUCACCAAGGAACUUGACAAGAUCGUUCCUGUCGCUGCUACCACUGGCGCUAUCGUCUUGGGCCUUUUGGUUGCCUGCGGAGAGCUUUUGGGCUUGAAAGGCAAAGGUGCAAGCAUCAUUGUAGGUGUCAGUGGUGGAUUCGCCCUGCUGGAACUCAUUACUGCCGAGUACCAGCAAAGUGGUGGACAAAGUGCCUUGGCCCAGGUUUUGGGCGCUCCUAGUGGCGGCAUAUAA
Lachancea thermotolerans CBS 6340 is the source of this 1473-nucleotide messenger RNA. It is a transcript of the gene SSH1, whose product is annotated as Ssh1p. Lineage: Eukaryota; Fungi; Ascomycota; Saccharomycetes; Saccharomycetales; Saccharomycetaceae. Gene Ontology annotation, biological process: SRP-dependent cotranslational protein targeting to membrane, translocation; post-translational protein targeting to membrane, translocation. The transcript is spliced from 2 exons. Gene Ontology annotation, molecular function: signal sequence receptor activity; ribosome binding; transmembrane protein transporter activity. The coding region runs from base 1 to 1473 and encodes 490 amino acids. Gene Ontology annotation, cellular component: Sec61 translocon complex; membrane. The record is from RefSeq and is a predicted model, not a curated record.